Molecule: messenger RNA, 388 nt
Organism: Cydia amplana
Lineage: Eukaryota; Metazoa; Arthropoda; Insecta; Lepidoptera; Tortricidae
Gene: CPR24
Product: endocuticle structural glycoprotein ABD-5-like
Exons: 3
Coding region: 22-363 (113 amino acids)
Cellular component (GO): chitin-based extracellular matrix
Molecular function (GO): structural constituent of chitin-based larval cuticle
Source: RefSeq, a predicted model, not a curated record
CAUAUUCAAAAUAUCAUCACAAUGAUGAAGAUUACUUUGUUCGCUCUGGCCGCGCUGGCGCUCGUAUGUGCUGUGCCUCAGGACAAGCCAGCUGCCGCGCCGGUCGAGAUCGUGAAACAGGAUUCUGAAGUAGACAUCAAUGGAUACAAUUUUGACUUCGAAACAAGUGACGGCACUGCCCGACAGGAACAGGGUGAAUACAAGAACGAUACCGACCAACAAGGCCUAGCUGUGAAGGGCAGCUACAAGUACGUGGCCCCUGACGGCCAACACAUCUCCGUGACCUUCGUGGCCGACAAGAACGGCUACCAACCCACCCAGCACCUCGGCAACGAGCCCGCCCCUGCCCCGGCCCAACCCUAAAUACUCUAGUAUACUGCGUAACCAA